Pomacea canaliculata is the source of this 3176-nucleotide messenger RNA. RefSeq lists its product as uncharacterized. NCBI's taxonomy places the organism in Eukaryota, Metazoa, Mollusca, Gastropoda, Architaenioglossa, Ampullariidae. Bases 68 to 811 code for a protein of 247 amino acids. The transcript is spliced from 8 exons. The record is from RefSeq and is a predicted model, not a curated record.
UGUGACUAGAAGUAACCUACUGUUGUCCUGUACCUUGACGCCAUUGCAAGUCGUCCGCAUUCCAAAAAUGAACUGCAGUUUUCAUUAUACAGACGCUUGUGAGCUGCACGUUCCGAUUCCUGACAAAACUGAAACAGAUUUUGUAAUCUACUUUAGUCCUCAUGUCGGAGAACAACGAAGCGUUGUCAGAUGUGAAUGGUCAGAUCAUUAUAGCUGCGACAGUGAGCCUGGGUUCCUUGUCAAUUUUCAAAAUGCUCAAAAAGCUGUAAUUACACUUCCUUCAAGCUUUGAAGAGGAAUCUGGGAAAUUCAAAUGGCACGUUCUAGGAAGUGCUUACAGUAACUCAGGAGGUUGCUCCUGGAAUCCCAAAGAAACUUGCUUUCCUGUUGACAAGUAUGAAGAAGUUUCAAGUACAAGACUGAUGAGAUUUGAAACAUCUCUAAAACCUGAAUAUUCUGAAUACGGAGAUAACAAUCAUGCAACAAUUAUUGGCGCUGCUGCUGGGGCCGCUGUACUUAUCUGUCUGAUCCUGAUCUUGCUGACUGGCAUUCUACUUUGGAAGAAAUGCAAGUCUAAAGGUCGUGACCGUCCUAAUCAACCCAAAAUGGAUGAACCAAGCUGUACAAUCACUGAACACCGAGAAAACAACUCUUCUGACAUAAAAGAUGGGGAAAAACUGGAUAGUCUAUUACCACAGAAUCCUUCAGUGUCCUCGUUAGAGAGUUUGCAGAGUGCAAAAUCAUACACUCCACUCCUAAAACACUACUCUCGUACAGAAACCUCAUGCAGUCUUCCUGAGAUCUCACGCUAACCUUUUUGUGAUUUGUAUUUAAAUACACACACUCAAUUUAACUGUCGAGUGUCAAUUUAUGACAUUGCGACGGUAUUCUUGACUAUCAGAUUAUCGUCGUCUUUGUUGUUUGUAAAUAUGCUGUAAAGGGGAUGUGUUUUUAGUAAUUCCCAAGAAACAAGAAAACUCCUGAAACAAAUGACAGAAGAGAUCUCGUAUGUAAUUACAUGUGAUUUUUGUAAACAUUUAAUUCUGUCAAAUUGCAGUCUUCAAUUUUAGAAAGGAUAUUGAGAAUCAGCCGCUUCUUUUACUAUUCACUUUUUAUAUUUACCCGUUGAUCUGAGUUAAGACGUUUUUGUGUCUUAUGGGGAUACGUCCGCCUGUUACUUUAUUUGCCACAUUCCUAGAUUGAUUUAUGUGUUUUCACCAAUUUUCUUCUCUUUGUGAGUCAUUUUAUUUCUACUGCCUCAUCUUAGAAGUUUUCAUUAAUUGCACCCAAAAGCAUUAAUGAUGAGCUUCGAGCGCUGUAAAAGUCGGUUCUGAUAUAUCUAACAUUGUACAUCUCCAGAAAGCUAGGUUUGCAAUGACGGUUAGCGUGAUGCUCUAACAAGAUUUGUGUUGAUGGAACGAGAUUUAUAUCUGAGAAAUUUAGGCCACUACAUACAAGAUUAUGAGCAGAGCUUUAAUAAAAGCGUCAUAUCAACUUACAAAUAGUUUUAAAAUCAGAACUGUAUUAACUUAUUGAAGAUUCCAUGAAGUGGCGAGGCUGCAGACAGCAUCUAUGUUGAUGGUAUCCACUUUCUUCAAACAUGAAUAGCUGCACGGACAGACAUUGCAAUAACCCUUUGCCUUUAGAACAGCUUACAUUAUUACAAUUAGCUCUAAAAACACAUGGACACCUUGAAGAGCAUUUCUCAGUCUCAAAAACUAUUGUAGUCUAGUGAUGUUAUCAAAAUGUGCUGAUCACCAGUAUAAGCAGUAAGCCUCUGGUCCUACCUCGUAUGGUUGUUACCACUGGUUUGAUCGAAUUAAUGACUAUUUCUAGCAAUUAUAACAGAAGGCAUUUUAACAAUAUUUUAGGUCAUAUUACAGGAUGAUGACUGAAAUUCUCGAAAAACUGAAAAUGGCAGCUACACCUCCUAUAGAAUGCAAGGCUUGAGAACAAAUUUCAGAAUCGAAAAUGGCUAUCAUUCGAUGGCAAAAAAGCUAACAUAGUCUUUCUUACCUGGUUAUAGAUUGUUAACAUCGUAGGUUAUCGUUUUAUAUAUCGUUAAAAAGUAGCCAAAGUCAGUACAUAAAAACGAGAACAGAUCGUAGGAUAAGAUAGCAUAAUCGUAAAAUUUAAACAGAACAUUAUAGAUUGUUAUUCAUUGCUUGUGCUGUCAUUUCUUACAAUAGGCAUCUUCCACUAAUGGCUUUUGUCUCCUGUUUUUCCUUUUAUCAUUUCGUUUUGAAACUUCUUGUUUUUGAGACCAGCAUCCAUUAUUAAUAUGUUUGUACGUUUUUAAUUUUAGUGAAGUGCUUUGAGAGUGCUUUUUAUGGUGCGAAAAGCACUAUGCAAAUCAUUUUAAUUAUUCUUGUUGUUAAUUACAGUUAAGCGCUUUGACCAUGUUUAUGGUGGAGAAUGUCAUAUGCAAAUCAUUUUAAUCACUGAUGUUAAUGACAAUGAAGCGCUUUGACCAUGUUUAUGGUGGGGAAUGCGCUAAGCAAAUCCUUUUAAUGAUUUUUUUUUAGUUAAUGACAAUGAAGCGCUUUGACCAUGUUUAUGGUGGGGAAUGCGCUAAGCAAAUCCUUUUAAUGAUUUUUUUAAUUAAUGACAAUGAAGCGCUUUGACCAUCUUUAUGGUGGGGAAUGCGCUAAGCAAAUCCUUUUAAUGAUUUUUUUUUUAGUUAAUGACAAUGAAGCGCUUUGACCAUGUUUAUGGUGGGGAAUGCGCUAAGCAAAUACUUUUAAUGAUUUUUUUAGUUAAUGACAAUGAAGCGCUUUGACCAUGUUUAUGGUGGGGAAUGCGCUAAGCAAAUCCUUUUAAUGAUUUUUUUUAGUUAAUGACAAUAAAGCCCUUUGACUAUGUUUAUGGUGUGGAAUGCAGUGGUGUCGAAUGCACUAUACAAAUCCUUUUAAUUUUUAAUUUUUUUCUUUGUUUAUGACAAUGAAGUGUUUGGCCAUGUUUGUGGCGGGGAAUGCAGUAUGCAAAUCCACUUUGUUAUUUUUGUUAAUAAGACUACGUGUAUUGUGUAAAAUGUGCUCUGCAUAUAAAAAAAAUUUAUAUUGUUAAUGACAAGUAACCACUUUGAACCUGCUUUUUACGGUGGGAAAUUUUUUUUUACAAAUUAUUAUUAUCAUUAUUAUGAUUAUGAAUAUGAAGAUUGAAAUGGAUAAAGAUUGA